Messenger RNA from Drosophila bipectinata, 2091 nucleotides. RefSeq names its product carbohydrate sulfotransferase 4. Gene Ontology annotation, biological process: sulfur compound metabolic process; N-acetylglucosamine metabolic process. The record is from RefSeq and is a predicted model, not a curated record. Lineage: Eukaryota; Metazoa; Arthropoda; Insecta; Diptera; Drosophilidae. Gene Ontology annotation, molecular function: N-acetylglucosamine 6-O-sulfotransferase activity.
AUGAGCACGGAGGAACUGGACCCCAAUCGGGACUUGGAGACGUGCACACUCCUGAGCAAUCCCUCGUCCUCCGGAUCCGCCUUCUCCAACGCCGAUCCGGCGAACGUUGAACCCGGCAGGACACGCGCUAAGCAGCGGAUCAGCUUGAACGGAAAACGGAGACGCAGCCGGAUGUCACGCAGGGCCAAUCUGAUCGGCAUCUGCGCCGUGAGCAGCCUGUGCAUCCUGCUGCUGAUCGCCACCACCCAGCACCGUCCGCUGACAACCCCCUUCAACCAGGGAGCUGGCAGGGAUCAGGCAGCUGGCGGCGGAGCGGGCCAGAGCGGCGGCGGCUAUGGCAUGGACGGAGGUCCGUCCAACUCACUGGCGCGCAGCGCCUUCUACGACCGCUUCCAGCAGCAGAUGCAGCAGCAGCAGCAACAGCCGUCGCAGACGGCCGUCUACAAUCUGACAGCUACUAUAGUGGAUGUCCUGUCGGCUCAACGGUCUCGUAUCCUCACCGAGAUGGAGAAUUUUGAAUAUCCGCGCGGCGGUGCCGAGCGUCUGGCGGACAUGACGCCGGAAACGAACGGCACUCCGGUGCGCAGUGUGGUGGUCACAUCAUGGCGCUCCGGCUCCACCUUCCUCGGGGACAUACUCAACUCGAUCCCCGGCAACUUCUAUCACUACGAGCCUCUGCUCGACUUUGGGAUCAAGCAAAUCCGGGAUCCCGACGACCAGGAACUGGCCGUCCAGAAUCUGAAGAACCUGCUCAACUGCGACUACGCCGACAUGAUGGACUACCUGAACUUUGGCAAGACGCACACAUAUCUCUUCGAACACAAUACCCGGCUGUGGGACGUCUGCCGGGAGUUUCCGCGCUUCUGCUGGCGACCCGCCUUCCUGACGCGCUUCUGCCGCCUCUUCCCCAUCCAAAGCAUGAAGACGGUCCGCCUGCGCCUGGCCCAGGCCGAGAAGCUCCUCGAGGAUCAAAGCGUGCGGAUUGUGCUUCUGGUGCGGGAUCCACGUGGCACAAUGCAGUCGAGACGGCAUCGGGUCUGGUGUGCCGGCAAUGAGGACUGCGAGGAUCCGCGACUGGUGUGCCAGGAUCUGGAGGAUGACUACAAAACAGCCAAGGAGAUGCUGGACAAGUAUCCAACACGUUUUAGGACCCUUCGCUAUGAGGACUUGUCGCUCAAUCCCAGUGAGAUGACCCAGGACAUAUUACUGUUCUAUGGCUUGCCAUUUGACCCAGCUGUCGAGGAGUUUCUGGAUACACACACCAAGGAAAACAUUGGCGGCGUCAGUUCCACAUAUCGGGAUUCCAGAUCAGCGCCAUUCCAUUGGAUUCGGGAUCUAAAACCAGACGAGAUUAAGCAAAUCCAAGACGUCUGCGUGGAUGCCAUGGAUCUGUGGGGCUAUCGACGUAUUGAGGACUUUAGCAACUUCUCCAGUAUCCAGCAGAGCUUCGAUCCCAUGGUGAUGCCGCCCCCGUUCACGUGAACGCGGUCCUAGUGUUAAGCUGAUCUAUCUGAUAAUGAUAACUAAUUCUUCUACUUGGUACAUUUUGUUGUGAUAUCGUCGUGUUGAGCGAGCAAAAAGAAAAAAGGUUAAGAAAAUUGGAAAAGAGCCGAAAGGAAAGUGGCCAGAACGGAGAGUGGCAGUAGGUCUAUUGGGUGCAUUUUGUGGGAACUCGAUUGCUGGCACAUUUUAUUGCUGAACACGCAAACACACUUAACUGAGCAAUAGUUAUUAAUAAAUAUAUAUAUAUAUAUAAAUAAAUAAAUAUAAAUAUUAACUGAAUAUACAAUAUGAAAUGCAUAAUUUUAGUAAUUGGCGAAUUUUGUGUAGAGCGUAAAACGGUACGAAAACCAGUCGAAUAUCAGAAUUACAUUUAGGCAUAGAUUUUAAGCAAAACCAAUAAAACUGAAAACUUAGUCUAUAUAGGGCUGCGUAUUGUGGAUCGUUUACUUGGCUUUUUGAUGUAAAUUGUUUAGGCAAACAAGCAAUUUUUUGUAAUCCAGCUUAAAAAGUGCAUAUAUAGAUGGAAAACCCAGUGAUUUAGCGUCUUUACUGAAACAUAACUCACAACCCAAAACGUAUCAGUCAGAA